Punctularia strigosozonata HHB-11173 SS5 is the source of this 732-nucleotide messenger RNA. Its product is annotated as SNO glutamine amidotransferase. Gene Ontology annotation, molecular function: glutaminase activity. Gene Ontology annotation, cellular component: glutaminase complex; cytosol. The record is from RefSeq and is a predicted model, not a curated record. NCBI's taxonomy places the organism in Eukaryota, Fungi, Basidiomycota, Agaricomycetes, Corticiales, Punctulariaceae. Bases 1 to 732 code for a protein of 243 amino acids. The transcript has 6 exons. Gene Ontology annotation, biological process: pyridoxine metabolic process; pyridoxal 5'-phosphate biosynthetic process.
AUGGCCGAGCGCAUACCCAAGCCCCCCGAGGAUGUGGUCACCAUCGGUAUAUUGGCUUUGCAGGGGGCAUUCGCGGAGCACCAGGUGAUACUCAAAAAGCUGCCGAUGGGGGGGCACAAGAUCAAGAUCGAGCUCGUCCGCGUACCGGACGAUCUCCAGCGAUGCGACGCGUUGAUUAUCCCGGGCGGAGAGUCGACCACGAUCGCUCUUCUCGCGAGAUUGGCCGGGCUGCUCGAACCCCUUCGAGACUUUAUACGACGGCAGCGGCCCGUGUGGGGUACCUGCGCCGGUGCGAUUUUGCUUUCCGAGAGGGCGGAGGGUACGAAAAAGGGCGGCCAGGAGCUGCUCGGCGGCGUGAACAUCUCGAUAGCGCGUAACGGCUGGGGAUCGCAGAUCGAGUCAUUUGAGGCGCCGCUGUUGUCCGACGACUUGAAGGAAGCUGAUCGGCCGUUCACUGGUGUUUUCAUUCGUGCACCCGUCAUUCUGUCAGUAUCGCCGACACCCGAACAUCCCAUCCAAAUCAUUUCGCGCUUGCCUGCGGACCACCUGCCCCGCACGGGCGAUCCCGCGCUCGAGGAGGAGGACGACACAGAUCCACGCGAUCCGAGGACCAUCGUUGCCCUCAGACAGGGACGACACAUGGUUACGACGUUCCACCCCGAGCUGACCAACGACAACCGCUUCCAUGAAUACUUUUUGCGAGAAUGCGUGCUGCCUUCCCUCCGACAAUAG